This is a messenger RNA of Mangifera indica (mango), 756 nucleotides long. RefSeq lists its product as uncharacterized. Lineage: Eukaryota; Viridiplantae; Streptophyta; Magnoliopsida; Sapindales; Anacardiaceae. The record is from RefSeq and is a predicted model, not a curated record. The transcript has a single exon. Bases 1 to 756 code for a protein of 251 amino acids.
AUGAAAGCCUACUUAAGAGCUUUUGAUUUGUGGGAUGUGGUUGAGAUAGAUAAGCAACCAAAUCCACUGCCAGAAAACCCAACACUGAAUCAAAUCAAGCAUCAUUCUGAAGAAGUGACUAAGAGAUACAAAGCUUUGUCUUGUAUCCAUUCUGCAGUUUCAGAGGUGAUGUUUGCAAAGAUCAUGGCUUGUGAGACAACAAAGGAAGCAUGGGAUAAGUUGAGAUUGGAAUUCCAUGGAAGUGACAAAUCAAAGCAAAUGCAAAUUUUCAAUUUAAAAAGGGAAUUUGCUCUGCUUAGAAUGAAAGAUGGUGAAUCAAUUAAAGACUACAUUGAUAGGCUAAUGAAAAUUGUGAACCAGUUGACUCUUCUUGGAGAGGUGAUUUCUGAAAAUAAGGUUGUGGAGCAAGUAUUGGUGAGUUUGCCAGAAAAAUUUGAGGCAAAGAUCUCAUCUUUGGAAGAUUCGAAAGACAUAAGCACCAUGACAAUUUCAAAACUUUCAAACUCUUUACAAGCUAUGGAAUUGAGACAAACUUUCAGAGAUGGAAUCAUAAUAUCUGAAGGAGCUUUUGUUGCAAACCAAACAACAAAAAUACAUGUUGGUUCCAGUUCAAAUAAGCAGCAAUUUGGCAAGAAAGGCAAAGAAAAGAAGGAGAGCUUUGAUAGAAGACAAAAAGGGAAGAAAGGUAGAUUUCCACCUUGCCAACAUUGUAAAAAAACCAGCCAUACAGAGAGGUACUGCUGGUAUAGACCUUAA